Guillardia theta CCMP2712 is the source of this 713-nucleotide messenger RNA. RefSeq lists its product as hypothetical. Lineage: Eukaryota; Cryptophyceae; Pyrenomonadales; Geminigeraceae. The record is from RefSeq and is a predicted model, not a curated record. The transcript has 4 exons. The annotation marks the transcript as partial.
AGGGUGGAAGGCGCAACUUGAACAUGGCUGGAUGCACCAGCGGUUUUGUCUCGCCAUGCAGGGCAGCAGUGGGCGGAUCAAUGAGCCUCGAGCGGUUGAGACUGAAAGCCGUAGACGGCAUGAGGCCGGCUACUCUCUCCCCAAUCUCCCUCUCCAUGCAUGAGACCGACAGGCUGAGAACUGCAGCUGCCUGGCGACCUUCUGCCGUUGAGGUGCGGGCGCAUGAAAGAAGGGUUGCUGCUGGUCUGCUGGGGAUUCUACUUGUGGUUCCUCUUCUGCUCUCACCUUCGCAUGUGAACGCAGUCUCUGGAGGGGUUGCGGACUUUGUAGACGUGCAAGGACAGGACCUGAGCGGAAAGGAUUUCUCUAAGAAAGACUUCAGUGGAUGCGCUGCCAAAGAGGCGAAGUUUGUCGGAACGAAGCUGCGAGGAACUCGGUUCUUCAAGGCCGAUUUAACGGGAGCAGAUUUCACAGGAGCUGACUUGUCCACUGCCUCUCUAGAAGACGCGAAGCUAGACGGCGUUGUGCUCAAAAAUGCGAUCUUGAGCAACUCGUACACGAACCUGGGACUUGACAAGGUCAAAGACAUCUCCGGGGCCGACUUUACCGACGCUCUUGUCCGCCCGGACAUCUUGGCGAAGCUCUGCAAGAGGAGCGACGCCACCGGAACAAACCCCGUCACCAAAGCAGACACGCGAGAGAGCCUGGGUUGC